UCCAAUAAGUCUUAUCAAAGUACAAUAUUACAAUAACCAUAAAAGCAUUAAAAUGUCUGUAAAUGCAGGUGAUAAUUUAUUAAUUGAAAAAGAAUUGAAAAUUGUAGUAGUAGGAGAACCGUCUACAGGAAAGAGUUGUAUCGUGUCUAGAUAUUGCCAUGAUGAUUACACAAGACAAUAUAUACCAUCGUGUGGCGUAGAAUUUUAUUUAAAAAGAACACAAAUUCAAGGUCAUAACGUCAGAAUCAAUAUCUGGGAUACAAGUGGAUCAUCUAAUGGACUUUUAUCAAAAUACAUUUAUAAUGCUGAUGCGAUCAUACUCGUGUAUGAUAUAACCGACUGUGUUUCGUUUUCGGCUGUGUCAACGUGGUACAAUAAAGCAAUAAGUGUUCAAUAUGAAAAUGUACCAACGUUUGCUUUAUUUUCAAAUAAAUGUGAUUUAGAACACAAAAGAUCAGUUGCUGAAGAAAAGCAAAUAUUAUUUUCAAAAGAAUUUAAAAUACCGAUUUCUCAAUCAGUAUCUGCACGCACUGGUGAAAAUAUAAUGUUUGCUUGGCAACAGUUAGUGGCUGAAUGUUUGGGAUUACGACUUUCGAAGUUUGAUUUAGAACAACAUUUAGUGAGACCUGUGAAAGCAGAAAUCGAAACUACAAUCAAUCAGUAUAAAACUAUGAUGUCGAACCAACAGCAAAAUAUGUCAUCUACAAUUUGUGUCAUUCAAUAGUUGAUAGUGUAUACAAAAUUCAAAUAUAUGAAAUUUUUAAUUAA
This is a messenger RNA of Metopolophium dirhodum (rose-grain aphid), 768 nucleotides long. Its product is annotated as ras-related protein Rab-28-like. The record is from RefSeq and is a predicted model, not a curated record. Gene Ontology annotation, molecular function: GTPase activity; GTP binding. Lineage: Eukaryota; Metazoa; Arthropoda; Insecta; Hemiptera; Aphididae. Bases 53 to 724 code for a protein of 223 amino acids. The transcript has 5 exons.